This is a messenger RNA of Syngnathus acus (greater pipefish), 1063 nucleotides long. Its product is annotated as zinc finger protein 771-like. The transcript is spliced from 4 exons. NCBI's taxonomy places the organism in Eukaryota, Metazoa, Chordata, Actinopteri, Syngnathiformes, Syngnathidae. The record is from RefSeq and is a predicted model, not a curated record. The annotation marks the transcript as partial. Gene Ontology annotation, biological process: regulation of transcription by RNA polymerase II. Gene Ontology annotation, molecular function: RNA polymerase II cis-regulatory region sequence-specific DNA binding; DNA-binding transcription factor activity.
AGCUACACGACGACCGCAACGACGAAAGAGUGUGAAAAUGUCUGCAAGGACCUCAGCAAAGUACGUGAAGGAAAAGGACCGUAGUCGUCGACGACUGGAACAUCUUUGGCUGCAGCCUUAUGUUGUGUUAUGCAGAGCAGACAUCAGUGAAGCUAUUCGUCCUAAGCAGCCGGAGCGCACUUGCAUUAAAGAGGAAGAUGUGGGCAAAGAGGUCCAUCACUUCAAUGAACAAAUGGAACAGAAGUUUCUUUGCACCAUAAAAGAGGAGGAAGAGCCGGAGCGGCCUUGUAGUAAAGAGGAGGGGGAGGAGUUCUGCGACAUUAAAGAGGAGGAGGAUACCUGCAAGAUGCCAUUGACUGGUGUUGCUGUGAAGAGUUUAGAUGAGGGUCAACAGGAGGUGAGCGGAGGGGCGGAGCCUCCAAGCUGCAGCUCAAGUCAAACAAUGACCAGAGAAGGUGAUGGAGAUCACUGUGGAGGAUCACAAGCAGCUCCACCAUUAGAUAGAUUAGAUGUGUCGUCACAUGUUGCUGCUGCUGCUGCUGCUGCUGCUGCUGCUGCUGCUGCUGCUGCUGCUGCUGCUGCUGCUGCUGCUGCUGCUGCUGCUGCUGCUGAUGAUGAUGAUGAUGAGUCUCAAAACAAACACAGGCAAUGUUCUCAGUGUGGGAAAUGUUGUGCUAAUAACAGUGUUUUGAAACAACACAUGAAAAUGCACACUGGCGAGAAACCUUUUUCCUGCUCAGUUUGUGGACAAAAAUUCUCUCGGGAGGCAAGUCUAACAUUUCAUACAAGAACCCACACUGGCGAGAAACCUUUUUCAUGCUCAGUUUGUGGCCAAAAAUUCUCUUACAUGGGUAACUUGAAAACUCAUACAAGAAGUCACACUGGUGAGAAACCUUUUUCCUGCUCAGUUUGUGGCCAAAAAUUCUCUUUGAGGAAAAAUUUAAAAAGGCACACAAGAAUCCACACUGGCGAGAAACCUUUUUCAUGCUCGGUUUGUGGCCAGAAAUUCUCUCACAAGGAGAGCUUAAAAAGUCACACAAGAAUCCACACUGGCGAGAAACCU